CUCUCAGCUCACCGUACCACUGCCUUGGAAUCCCCGGCCAUUCACCUGGAUUUAGGGUUCUCCGUCUCACCAACGCCACCACGCCGAUCGCAUUAUUUGUUGUAGAAUGGCGGCAGAUACACUGCACCACCCCACAUUAAAAUGUGCUAUACGCGGCAAACCGUCAACUUCAACAGUGCAAUUUCGGAACCUCAAAUACGCAACGAUACCUGGAAGAUGGGAGGACUCGGUGAUCAAUGAGGAAUUGAGCAGCAAUACAGAUGGCGUAUAUGAUGCAACUCAGCUCGGCCCAUCCUGUCCCUUCAACCGCGCGGCGCAGGCAUGGGAUCUCACUCUCGUCGGGGACGUCAUUAUGCCAAUGGAAGGGGGAAUCCAAGAACCCAUGGACGAAUUUUCAUGUCUGCAACUUAACGUCACCGUACCGAAGACCCAUCUUGAAAACGCGGCUCGAGGCGAGCAACUACCCGUGUUCGUCUGGGUGCACGGUGGCGGCUUGAGCUUCGGCAGCAACAACUGGCCCCAAUACGACCUUACGCGGUUCGUGGAGCGCAGCGUGGAGAUUGGAAAGCCAGUUAUCAGCGUCGCGAUCAACUACCGCGUCGGAAUUUUGGGCUUUCUGGCGAGCAAGGAGUUAGAUAUCGAUGGCAACUUUGGAUACAAAGAUCAGGUAUUGGCGUUUCAAUGGAUCAAGAAACAUAUCGCCGGCUUUGGUGGCGAUCCGAAUCGGAUCACAGCCUCGGGAGAGUCUGCUGGUGCAAUCUCGCUGUCGACGCUGCUCUGCGUGGAUACUGGGGGCGAAGCACUGUUCGAGAAAGUUGUGAUUAUGAGCGGAGACGCGACUUUACGGAAGUCAAGAGUCAGGUCCUGGCACGACAUGAUGUACCAAGACCAGCUAAAGCUGCUUGGCCUUGACCAGGUGGAGGUAGAGAAGAGGAAGACACAACUUAGAGAACUGGAUCCUAUGGAGAUGGUCAACAAGCUCCCAAUAGCACAGCAUUACUGCGCCUGUGUCGAUGGCAAGUUCCUAAAAGAAAAUAUUUCAUUGGAACUAAUGUCCGAUGGCUCGCGAGAGUUGCACAAGCCGACUUGGUGCAAAGAAUUUGUGAUUGGCGACGUCCGGCACGAUGGCACCAUCCUUCACGGAAGAGUCCUCGCUCUCCCCAACGCUUUCGAAAACUUGAAAGCUUCCUGUGCAAAGCAUCUUACCGAGUCCGAGACCAACACCCUCCUAGCCGCAUACAGCCUGCCUGCCUCUACUCCGGAACAGGAACGCCGCAGCCUCAUCGACCUGAUUUCUGACUUGCGCUUCUACAUUCCUACCCUUGCUGCUCACUCAGGAUGGAAGUCCGCUUUUCCUGCCGAGCGCAGCUUCAGAUAUCAUUUUCACGUGCCUAAUCCAGUGAAGGGUGAAUUCACGGGGCUUGCUUCCCACGAAUUCGACGUGGCCUUGCUCCUCCAGAACUACGCGGAACACUUGGACAAGGCGACGAAUAAGGCAGGAACGCAAAUGACCGACCAUUGGAUCAAGUUUGUGACUGGUGAGCCUUGGGGGGAGUCCGGACAGAUAGUUGUCAUCGGCGCACACGAGAUUACUCAGAUGAGUGAGGAGCAGUACGAUCGCGACUACCGAGCGGGUAACGGGAAAGUGCUUCAGAGUCUGUGGUUGGACAAGUGCUUCAGAGUUGCAGAGGGCUGGCAGGGCGUACGCGCUGAAAUUGAAGAGAACGGCACAAACAGCAGGAUAUAACUGUAUAGUUGCAAUCCUCAAGUGACGGAUCAAACGUGAUUAACAUAGCGAAAGCUUGAGGGGUACAGGUGGACAUAUAUUGAAGUAAUUGCAGCAAACGCACAUAUCUUCUAACGGCAG
Messenger RNA from Paraphaeosphaeria sporulosa, 1867 nucleotides. RefSeq names its product alpha/beta-hydrolase. The transcript has 2 exons. The coding region runs from base 107 to 1747 and encodes 546 amino acids. The record is from RefSeq and is a predicted model, not a curated record. Lineage: Eukaryota; Fungi; Ascomycota; Dothideomycetes; Pleosporales; Didymosphaeriaceae.